This is a messenger RNA of Aspergillus novofumigatus IBT 16806, 632 nucleotides long. RefSeq lists its product as uncharacterized. NCBI's taxonomy places the organism in Eukaryota, Fungi, Ascomycota, Eurotiomycetes, Eurotiales, Aspergillaceae. The coding region runs from base 33 to 359 and encodes 108 amino acids. The transcript is spliced from 3 exons. The record is from RefSeq and is a predicted model, not a curated record.
GAUGAUCUGAUGGGCCGCAAACGCAAUCUCAAAUGUAUCCUGUGCAGUACGCACCUUUCCCUGGCGCUCAUAGAGCAUCCAAAGGAGCUUACGGAAGACUCACUUACAGCCAUCAUAAUGAGCUAUAUGUUUACAUACGUGUUCGAAGGCGAACAGGUUUUAUAGGAUACCAGAUUGAUGCUGUCGCCUCAAAGUCAUAUCAGCGACUUUCAAAAGAAAAUAAAUCCACCAAUAGCCCAACUGGAUCAAUGCCUCCGCAGAUAAGUAUCAAUAUCCUUCCAGCGCAGUCAUAUCAACCGUCAAUUUCUUCCUCCUGGGGUACUGACGCAAAUCCAAGUACUGUCCAGAGACAAUGUUGAUAUUUCCGGACUACUUGAUCUGGCACUGGAAGGAUCUACUGAUUAGCAUCUGGCACGAGUGGGCGCUGAGAGCUUCAAAGCAAACAUGAAGGAAGCGCGUGAUAUAUCACUGGACAACUGUCUCAAUCAAAGAAAUCCAUGUCCCAGACUGCUUUGUCAAAUAGGGGUGGAAAAUUGGUGCCACGCGCAGGUUCUUUAGCGGCAUCAGCCUCUGGCUCGAGCAUCACGGGCAAAUAGUAAGGGGGGGAACCAAUACUGAUAGAUGUAUGCUAC